Dinoponera quadriceps is the source of this 1548-nucleotide messenger RNA. RefSeq names its product protein enabled homolog. The transcript has 9 exons. Gene Ontology annotation, molecular function: protein tyrosine/serine/threonine phosphatase activity; polynucleotide 5'-phosphatase activity. The record is from RefSeq and is a predicted model, not a curated record. Bases 314 to 1276 code for a protein of 320 amino acids. Gene Ontology annotation, biological process: dephosphorylation. NCBI's taxonomy places the organism in Eukaryota, Metazoa, Arthropoda, Insecta, Hymenoptera, Formicidae.
CAGAAACAGGGGAUGACUUGCAUCGGCUGUGCUCAUCCGCGCGGACCCUACGAGGACGAGAUACUUAGAUUACUGGCAUCCACCGAUGAAGUCGUUCGGAGACGUCGUUUAAAGUCUUCCCCUCCCCUCGGCCAUCGUCAAGAAUCUAAAGCCGGAGCAACAAUUCACGACGGCGAAAUUACUGCGGGACUACCCGCGUCUCAAGUACAUCGUCGACCUGACAAACACAUUUCGCUACUACGACAAAAAGGAGUUCACAAAUGCUGGCAUCAAAUAUGAGAAGAUCGCUAUACCGGGAAGGAAGGUACCGCCUAUGGAUAUAAUCAAACAAUUCUUUAAAGUGAUGGAUGAUUUCAUGUCAACAUGCGAUAAAGAUGAACUUAUCGGCGUCCAUUGCACACAUGGUGUUAACCGUACUGGGUAUUUGAUUUGCAGGUAUCUCAUUCAGCAACUGGAUUGGGAGCCUCAAGAUUCCCUGAAAGCUUUCGGGGAGGCGCGCGGUUAUCCAGUCGAGCGCCAGGUUUACCUCGCCGCGCUAAAGGAGGUCAAACGCGGCGAGAAGAUCGACACGAGUAAGGUCGUCUUGCAGUUGACGAACAUUACCGAGAUUCCGAGCCCAAUGAAGAAGAAUACAUUAAGGACACGCCCGAUAUUGAAGUCGCCGAUGGGACCGCCGGGUUUCGCGAUACCGCGUCGGGGUUCCGCAAACGGCGCACCGUAUCCGCUGCCUCAGAGAUUCGGUUUCGUGGGUCCACCGCCAGGAUUCCGGCCUAUGCCUCCGCCUGGCUUGCCCCCCUUACCGCCGCCUAUGGGCCCACCACUCUACGGACCCAGACCGCUUAGGUACGGGAUGCCGAUGCGUCCGGCGAUGCCGACACCGCCCGGGCCGGGAUUUCUGCUUCCUGGUUUCCCGAUGCGUAUGCCAGGACCGCCGAGGAUGGCGGGUCCGCCGAGGUUACCGCCAGCCGGUCCCGCGGCUCGACAACCACCCCCGAAAAUGCCACCGCCCCCGCCACCUCCGCCGCCGCCACCGUUGUCGAGGACGACCGUGAGCAAGCAGCUGCAGGCGCAGAAGAAGAAGCAGCAGAUCAGAAACGGUAUCAUGGAGCGCGAGGUCGGGUUGCGCCUGAGGCGAAACGGCCCGGCCAGUAGCAGAAUCAUACCUAAGAUGCACAAGGAGCAAGACUUCACCGUGGACACGUUCGAGGAGAAUUUGCUGACGACCUCGGCCCCCGGCCGACGGUCGACACGGGGACGCUACAGUCAGGCCAAGUGACGACGUACUCGUUAGGUGCGCGAUAUAUUACUUUAAACAUUACGAUAUUUGGUGUAUUCUCCGCGUUGCCGCCGAGUUCUCGCAGUUUCUACGUGCGCACCUAAACGCUCCCUGCGCGCCCGCCGUUUGUCGUGACGAACAAUGACGAAACUUCACGCAACUCGGCCGAACGAUUUCUCAGUUUCCAGACACAGCGAAGUUUCAAAUAGACUCUGAUUUGUAAGACUUCGCGUGCUGUAAUCACGCCAUAUCUAUCUCACUAACGAUAAUAC